Galleria mellonella (greater wax moth) is the source of this 1597-nucleotide messenger RNA. RefSeq names its product trypsin, alkaline C-like. Gene Ontology annotation, molecular function: serine-type endopeptidase activity. The record is from RefSeq and is a predicted model, not a curated record. The coding region runs from base 87 to 872 and encodes 261 amino acids. Gene Ontology annotation, biological process: proteolysis. The transcript is spliced from 4 exons. NCBI's taxonomy places the organism in Eukaryota, Metazoa, Arthropoda, Insecta, Lepidoptera, Pyralidae.
UUUAUAAUAAUACGAUAAGAAAUUAUGUCAGUAUAAAGCUGACACAUCCGGGUAAAUAAUCCAUUUUGUUAUUGGUGUUUGACAAAAUGGCGCGGCUUCUGGUCUUGUCUCUGGUGCUGUUAGCAGGUACAGCAUGUUAUGCUAAGCCGACCCGUAUUGUUGGCGGUGAAUUGACUACUAUCGAGGAAUAUCCCGCGAUUGCGCAAGUGGAAUUCCUUGGUGUGGUCUCAGGUGCCUGGUCACAGUCCUGUGCAUGCAACAUUCUCAACUCUUUGAACGUACUCUCGGCUGCUCACUGUUUUACUGGAGCCCUCUACUCCCCUACAAACCGUCGAGUCAGAGCCGGCGCUACUUUCCGCAACACUGGUGGCAUCAUCUCCAACGUAGCUCAGGAGCACAACCAUCCCAGCUAUGGGGCACUAGGAUACGAUGGUGACAUCACCGUGGUCAGGCUGGCUGAACCUCUGGUCUACAGUCCUGUAGUACAGCAGGGUGUUAUCAUCGCUCAGGAUGCAGUGAUCCCUGAUGAUCAGCCUGUCAUCCACGCCGGAUGGGGUACAACUUCUCAAGGCGGUAGCUUGUCCCCACAACUCCGAGAUGUCACAAUUUACACCGUCAACAAUGACCUUUGUCGGGAGCGCUACCAGACUCUUCCCAAUCCCGUACUCGUAACCCCCAAUAUGAUCUGCGCUGGUCUCCUGGACGUCGGAGGUCGUGACGCCUGCCAAGGUGACUCCGGAGGUCCUUUGUACUAUGGUGACAUCAUCAUCGGAGUCGUCUCCUGGGGCCACGGAUGUGCGAACGCCACCUACCCUGGUGUCAGCACUGCUGUCGCCCCCUACACCAACUGGAUUUUAGACACAGCCGUCUAAUUUAAUUUUCAAAUAUGUUUAAAUAUUUUGGUGGAAAUGAUUGGUGGAUUUAUAGUAAGAUCAAAUUAGCCAAACCUUAUUCUUCUUCCUUUACUUCUCCAAUUUUGAGUAAAACUUUAAUUGCUCAACUGCUUCCGCUAAGAAUUAUUUAUGUUCUUUUAAGGUGGAAUCACACUAAAAUCACAGUUAAAAGAGCGAACUCUCACUAUAUCCUUAUUCUUCCAAAAGUAAUAUUCUUUCUUUGCUCGUUUAUAUUCGCGAACAAUUUUAUAGAAUGUUCUAAGAACAAUCCAAUUAUAUUGCGAGUACACGUUUGUGAAAUGCCUUUUCGAAAUUCGAACAGGUCGAUUUUAGAAUGUGUAUUUAUUAAUGGGUAAUAAUAAAUCAACAAGCCAGUGUGCAAAGAACAUAUUAAAAGUCAACAGUGAUAAUGAAUCAACGCUUAAGAACUCAAAACAAGAAUAGUGUGAGAAUAGCACAAAUACCAGAACCGUCGUCUUUCUAUUUUUUUUUUUUGCUGUAACGAUUGUUAUUUUAAUCUAAACGUUCAUCUUUCUAUUGUAUCGUAUUAUUGUAUGCUCUUUCUGUAUAUCUCCUCUUUUAGUCCAUGCUAACACUUACUUUAUAACCUUUGUUGUCUUAUUCUGAAUCCACCUUAAUUUUUGUAUGUUUGGUAGUUUUAUAUAACUUUAUGAUGCUAAUUAUAUGACACUAUAAAAUAAUAA